CUACACGAGAAGGGGCAUUUUCGUCCUUUAACCGCAUCCCCCUAUCAAUCCAUCUUCUUCCCCCGUCUCCUCCGCCCCCGUACAAAAGAGGUCGCCGUUCCCCGAGCUCCGAACACGCCCCCGAUCCCCAGAGCUCUCCGCCUCCGCCGACGCCGACGCCGACGCCGAUCCUGACCCUCCUCCUUUGGUUGAUUUGACCUAACCGGAGCGCGGAUCGGGCGAUCGCGGAGUUCGAUCUCUUUGAAAGGGGUUUCUGAGCUCUUCGUGGUUCGGAUUUAGGGUUUUGGCGAUGGAUUCGACGGGCGAGAAGUCGUCGGGAGGUGGGUUCUUCUCCUCGCUCGCCUCCGGCAUGAGGAAUUGGGGUAGCGCCGUGCACAAAUCGGUCAAUGGGUUGUUGGGUUAUGAAGGACUCGAAGUAAUCAAUCCUGAAGGAGGUACAGAGGAUGCAGAGGCUGAAGCUCAGAGAGGAAGGUGGAAGCAAGAGGACCGGGAUAGUUAUUGGAAGAUGAUGCACAAGUAUAUAGGAUCCGAUGUUACAUCAAUGGUGACACUUCCUGUUAUUAUUUUUGAGCCGAUGACAAUGCUUCAGAAAAUGGCAGAGAUAAUGGAGUACUGUCACCUAUUAGAUCAGGCAGAUGAAUGUGAGGAUCCUUACAUGAGAAUGGCAUAUGCUUCUUCGUGGGCAAUAUCGGUCUAUUUUGCUUAUCAACGAACUUGGAAGCCCUUCAACCCUAUCCUCGGAGAGACUUACGAGAUGGUUAAUCAUGAUGGCAUCACAUUUCUCUCAGAGCAGGUCAGCCAUCAUCCCCCCAUGAGUGUUGGGCAUUCUGAAAAUGAGCAUUUUACCUAUGAUAUAACUUCCAAGUUGAAAACUAAGUUCUUAGGAAACUCGUUGGAAGUCUAUCCCGUUGGAAGGACUCGGGUAACCCUUAAAAGAGACGGCGUUGUCUUGGAUUUGGUGCCGCCUCCUACAAAGGUCAACAACCUGAUAUUUGGACGCACAUGGGUUGACUCACCUGGAGAAAUGAUUAUGACAAACUUGACAACAGGGGACAAAGUUGUUUUAUAUUUUCAACCAUGUGGCUGGUUUGGUGCUGGCCGAUAUGAAGUUGAUGGAUAUGUAUACAGUGCUGCAGAGGAACCAAAGUUGCUAAUGACUGGGAAGUGGAAUGAAUUGAUGAGUUGCCAACCAUGUGAUCUCGAAGGAGAGCCCUUACCUGGCACUGAACUGAAAGAGAUCUGGAGAGUAGCAGCUACUCCACCGAAUGACAAGUUCCAGUACACAUACUUUGCUCACAAAAUAAACAGCUUCGACACAGCCCCAAAACAGCUAUUGGCAUCGGACUCUAGGUUGCGACCUGAUAGAUACGCUCUUGAAAAAGGUGAUUUGUCCAAAGCGGGUACUGAAAAGAGUAGACUGGAGGAUCAGCAGAGAGGGGAGAAAAGAAAUCGUGAGGCUAAGGGGGACCAGUAUUCUCCGAGAUGGUUCAAUUUGACUGGUGAAAUCACUCCCACUCCUUGGGGCGACUUGGAGGUUUAUGAAUACAAUGGUAAAUAUACUGAACACAGGGCCAGAAUCGAUAGCUCUAAUUCGAACGACGAGAUCGGCAUCACUUCAAUUGGAUUCAACCCAUGGCAGUAUACUAACUCGCCUGCUGAAUGAGGAGCUCUUCAGGUAGUGAGCUCCCAAUCUCAACUCUUUCAGGCUUUUUCCUUUUAUAUUGCAUGGUCUGUGUUUUCCCGCCACUCUUAUUAUUUAGAUUGAGGAGGUUGUGUAGAGGGUAAUCAGUUUGGUGUAUUUAUAUAUCAUUUUAUUCCUAGCCUAGCUAGUAGAAAUACAAGAUUUUUGUCCGUUCUGCUUGUUUCUUGUACUUUUAUUUAGUCUUUACGCCAUUAUGAUCACCUGCAUUUUUAGUUGAA
Ananas comosus (pineapple) is the source of this 1920-nucleotide messenger RNA. Its product is annotated as oxysterol-binding protein-related protein 3A-like. Lineage: Eukaryota; Viridiplantae; Streptophyta; Magnoliopsida; Poales; Bromeliaceae. The coding region runs from base 290 to 1663 and encodes 457 amino acids. The record is from RefSeq and is a predicted model, not a curated record. The transcript has 10 exons. Gene Ontology annotation, molecular function: sterol binding. Gene Ontology annotation, cellular component: membrane; cytosol; intracellular membrane-bounded organelle.